AUGUCAAAGUACGCGACACUGCCAGACAUCGACACGGGCGCCGACGUCUUCGAGACGCCAGACGUGCCAGAACAGCUCUCGUACUCGCACGAUACCGACUCGGACGACGACUACCCUCUCCCUCGAGCCAGCUCUCCUACAGCCUACCGUCGCGCCCAGCCUGGCGGUACUCCCGCCGUUCCGACGAGCGAGAACAUCGAUGGCGAGAGACUGGACGCAGCAGAAGCGCGAAGGAGGUUCGGAGCGGCGAGUUUGGCAGCUCAGCAACGGCGUGAACGCGACUCUUCCACGAAGCGCCCCUCUCGACGGCUGCCUUCCACUACCGUCUACUCUGUCGGCACCGACCCCGACGAGCGCGAGAAGGAGACUCCCGUUGAGCGCUUGAGACGUCUGCGCAUGGAGAUUACGGCGCUCGAGGAAGACGUGCAGAGGAGCGAAGCCGAGAAGGAAAAGACGGCUGUCGGGGAGGCGGAUAAGGAGGGCAGCAGUGAGGCGCAGGUGGACAGGAAGGGGAAAGGAAAGGAGAAGCGCGAGGUUUCCGCAGCAGUCAUCUUGCAGCAGCUUCAGCUGCUACGAGGCGACCUGCACGGCCUGACACCGAACGUUGAGGGAGUUCUGGAGGCGAAUGGGGAAAAGGAGGACGAUGCGAAGAUGGACGGACCUCUCGCUCAGCGCGCGCAGGCGUCGGCUAGCUUGCUCUCCAAGCUCGGCGCACCCGAGCCGGCGUUGACGCCAGCUGCUGCACCUCUGCUUGCGUCGAGCUCGCAAGGGCACCCAGCCUUGUCGGAAGAGGAAGAGGGCGAGAUGGAGAAGCGAAUAGCAAGGUUGGAGGAACUCCUGGGGGCGAGUGAAGCCGGUAUCGACGAGACCCACGCCGUUCCGCCGCCGCUUGUUCAGUCGGUCUCUCGACUCGACCAUCUCCUCACACUCCUCACCCAGCCUCGCCACCUCGACUCGAUCUCUCGCCGCGUCAAAGUCCUCGUCUCCGACCUUGAGCGCAUCCAUGAGUCGCGACGCAAGCUCGGCGACACACGGCCGCUAAAUGUCGCGCUAAGCGGCGGCAUGACGCUCACGACCGGUGCUGAGGCGACUCGCACUGCCGCCCCCUCGCUCAGCGCGUCGACUGGCGGCGCAUCGGCUGCAGCACAACUUCCGCCCGAUGCGCUCCAGAAGAUCGACGCCCUCUUCGCUCUCCUGCCCCGCCUCGACCCGCUCAUCCCCCUCGCUCCUCGCCUUCUCUCCCGCCUUCGCUCCCUCUCCGCGCUUCACGAGUCGGCGACGACGUUCUCGACUACCCUCUCGUCGCUCAAGAGCGAGGUCGAGCAUUUAGGCGACGGCGAGAAGGGCUUGAAGGAGGUGUUGAGCGGGCUCGAGACGAGCUUCACGGAGAACGAGGAGCGCUUCAAGGGCAAUCUGGAGGCGUUCGAGGAACGGAUGAGCGAGGUCGUGAAGAGGCUGGAUGCGCUGGCGUAG
This is a messenger RNA of Rhodotorula toruloides NP11, 1473 nucleotides long. RefSeq names its product Dynamitin subunit 2. Lineage: Eukaryota; Fungi; Basidiomycota; Microbotryomycetes; Sporidiobolales; Sporidiobolaceae. Gene Ontology annotation, cellular component: dynactin complex; cytoplasm. Gene Ontology annotation, biological process: mitotic spindle organization. The record is from RefSeq and is a predicted model, not a curated record. Bases 1 to 1473 code for a protein of 490 amino acids. The transcript has 5 exons.